AUGUGUUGGCUGCCAGUUUGUACAAUUGACCUUGUGGACGCAGUUUUCCAAAAAUGGUUGUUUCCUCGUGAGGUUUACGUGGCAUACACAUUUCUGGGUACUAUAAGCAGCGCUUUGAAUCCUUUAAUUUACGGCUUGCUCAACAAGAGUUUUCGUAAGCAUUACUGGAAGGUGCUGCGGUACAGAUGUUGCCGAUCUCAAACUGUCGUAGAACCGUUGGCUUGGCGCGGAAGGGUGAACGUUGUGUGUAGGGUACCAUUGCCUGAUGUACAGAUAAAUGCGAAUUGAAAAAACUGCUUCAAGUCAGUCUCAUCCAUUUUGUUUACUGUUCCAACUUCGUUACGAAACUAACGUUACUAAGGAAACUACAUGUAAUUUAAUUUAAAAAAGAUCACAGCUAAAUACUACCUGGGUGACAAACAAAUAUAUGCCCGUUUGUGUUUGGAAGAGGAACUUUUGACCGGGACUAGUUGAUCCCUUCAACAAAAUAAUCAAGUCUCUCUGUUCAGCUCGUACUAAGUUUGCAUAGUACUAUCUGGAUCGCAUUCUCCAGAAACCGCUGCCUCUCCUUUUUUUAUUGCGGCCAAAUUAACGCUGAGACGUAAGUCUUCUGCGAUUUUCUAAAAUCUUUCUUAAAUCUCGCUUUAAAUGAGCUUGAGUUGUCCAUUCAAUUUAAAACAAGGAGAGCAAUAUGAAAUUACAAGCUACUGGCCUGUGCAUAGAACUUUUAUAAUCAGAGUAAGGAGUAGAUACUAAAAAUAUAGUGUGAAAAUCAUGUCAAGGUGAUCCACAGAAGGUAUCAAGCUUCCUCAUCGAAAAUGAUUGGCUAAACUUUUUUCCAUAAAUUAAAUAUAAACUGAAUCGACCUGGUGCAGUUUAAGUCCGUCCUAACAGACGUUUUGUUUAGUCCCUUGGGGAACAAUCAGGUGUCACCAGGUCUCUGUCACAGAGGGGUGUGAAAGAUCAUGUCAUGAAGGAAAAUACCUUCGUUUUUAACUCGUGGAUGUACGCGAAGCGUGUUCCGCAAUGUUCCUCUCGUAAACAAGUAGUGUUGACAAGCAUUAAAGUUCACUUCACUUUUUCCUUGGGCUUAUCAUUUCAACUUUGAACAAUUUUGAAAUAUCACGAGUGAUAUUUAUGCCAAAUAUCAUGUAAAAAUCAUGCUGUAUUUGUCUUUACUACUACCCGCAAAGGUUUUGUAAAUUUCACUGCGGAUCCUUUAUCCCUUCAUACACUUGUGACAUCUCAUUGGCCGUUUAACAAUGCACCUUGCACCUAUCCCGUAGUCAUAGUGACCGUUGGGGCACCAUGGACCUAGCAACCCUUUCCCUCCAUUUGAUUUUGUUUUCAGCUUCUCUUAGGGCGUUGCAAAACUUCAACCCUGUCCAGACCUGAACAACAUUAUCCUAUUUAGCUAAUUAACUAUUCAUAACGGCAACAAUUAUAAGGCGUUAUAUGAGAAUUACCCUAUUUCUCCAUAAUUGGGCGAAACAUGCAUUGAAAGAUGACAGAACGCAAAGAAAAACAAAAAGACGCUAAAGGUAAGCUUCAAAGCGAUAUUCAAUGCAAAUUUUGCUAAUUUAGUGAGCAAAGAAUAUUUCUCAUACAACGUCUUCAAUUUUCUUGCUGUAAGAAUGAUUAACUAACUUAGAAGGGUAGUGUUCUCGGGUUCUUGGCAUUCUAAGAGGCCUGAAAAGAAGUCAACCCACAAAUAAACAUAAGAAAAUACAAAAUGCAAUCUUAAAAGGAAAAAGUGCAUGUUUCUCUCAAUUAUGGAGAAAUAGGGUAAUUCUCAUACAACGUCUUAUAAUUGUUGUCGUGUGAAUAAUUAAUUAGCUAAAUAGGAUAAUGUUGUUCAGGGUUGUCAUAGUGAGCUUGGGCUACCUCUGACGUUUAUGGCAGAAUCCACUUAACGUGUCGCAGAAACACCUGCCCCUCGUUGAUUAAAACUAAGCUAUAAAACUUUGAGCACGAGGACUGAAUAUUGCUAAAGGCAGUUGACAAUAGUCGAUCUCGGAGCUCAGCUUUAUAAGGUAUUAGUUUUAAUCAACAGUGAUUUGGAUACUGCCACAAGAGAGCUGCUGUUUCAAGAAAACCUAAAAGGACCACAGGUAACUGAACGUCACUUAUUCUUCUAUUCCACUUUGUGUAUUAUAUACCCAAAUAUCAAUUGUGGUUCUAUUUAAUCCUUAAUGUAAUAUUUGGACGGAUGAUUUUUCUAGAGUUUCUACUGCAAAAUAAUAGUAACGCAAGUAAAACACGAAAAAAGGUCGUAUUUUACGUAUGUUUACACGCAAUAAAUUUUUCAGUGGCAGAAAUCCAGUUAAACACUCUAGUCCAUAAAAUUAACCAGGUUUCCUAGUCGAGUUUUCUUUUAAAGAGGUUUUUCAUAGUGGGCGAGUUAAGACAUCCGCUGUAAUCCUUCCCCUGGCACAAUCCCUCGGCUCUUUCAGUGAACUCUUUUAACCCUUUGUGGCGUAUAUUUUUUCUUGCUAGCAGGAACUGAUUGACGCUUAAAAAAAUGGAUUCCACAGAGGACCAACUGGCAGUAAUGUUAAGAGAGUUUAAAUCAAGAAGGAAAGCCAAAGUUAUUGUGGAAUCAGGUUUAUUCGUUUUUAUUGUGUUCUUUCUGUUUGUUGGAAACUUUCUUACACUCCUGGUUAUGUUGUUAAACCGACGGAUGCGAACAAUAGCAAACAUGUUCGUAGCAUCACUCGCUGUUUCAGACUUAUUGUUAGGAGUUUUCCUUUCAGCGCCAUUAGGCAUUCCAACAUUAGUGACUUCUCAUUGGCCAUUUAACGAUACAACCUGCCAAUUUGAAGGUUACUUAACCAUUGCAUUGUGUUUCGCUUCGAUUCACACAUUGGUCUUGAUGGCAGUGAACAGAUAUUACAGAAUCGUCAAACCAGCAAAGUACCGCCACUACUUCACAAAGAAGAAAACCCUUAUCAUGAUACUUGCGACAUGGUUCUAUUCUAUUUGCGCUCCACUAAUUUACAUGCUACUUGGGAACAAAAUGGUCUUUCAUCCUUCAAAGUUCUUAUGUUGUAUUCCAAUCAAAAACAGUGCAUUUUUGGCCUACGGUAUUCCGCUUUACAUAGGGAUUCCAACCUGUGUAAUAAUCUACUCCUACCUAAGAAUCUUUACAACAGUUCGCCACCACGAUAGCAAUUUUCAUCACCCUGGCAAUCCAAUAAGCACGGUAAACGUUGAAGAAGUUAAGGUGGCUCGCACCAUACUUGUUAUAGUGGUGUUUUUUAAUCUGUGCUGGAUUCCAAUCUUAACAAUUGACUUUUUGGACACGAUUUUUCAAAGAUGGAUCUUCCCUCCCGAGGCUUAUAUCGCAUAUACGUUUUUGGGGACUAUAAGCAGCGCUUUGAAUCGCUUCAUUCACGGCGUGCUCAACAAGAGUUUUCGCAAGAAUUAUCUGAAUGUACUACGUUGCAGAUGCCGCCGAUCUCAAGCUGUC
Messenger RNA from Porites lobata, 3469 nucleotides. The record is from the annotation of a GenBank genome assembly. Lineage: Eukaryota; Metazoa; Cnidaria; Anthozoa; Scleractinia; Poritidae.